Messenger RNA from Eptesicus fuscus (big brown bat), 1063 nucleotides. RefSeq names its product membrane cofactor protein-like. Gene Ontology annotation, cellular component: cell surface. The coding region runs from base 20 to 1015 and encodes 331 amino acids. Lineage: Eukaryota; Metazoa; Chordata; Mammalia; Chiroptera; Vespertilionidae. Gene Ontology annotation, biological process: negative regulation of complement activation, classical pathway. The record is from RefSeq and is a predicted model, not a curated record. The transcript is spliced from 9 exons.
CCUUCGGGUUUCCCCGCUGAUGUCUGGGAGCAUGAGGGCCUCUUACCAGCCGCUCAGGGCAUCUUCCCGCCGCCUGGAGAGUCCCUUUUCGUGGGGCUUCCUGGGGGUCCUUCUGCUGGCCCUAGAGCUCCUGCUCCCCAUGUGCUCAGAUGCCUGUGGUGACCCACCAAGAUACCAAACUAUGAAACCCCAGGGUGAUCCUGCACCUCCUUAUAAUGCUGGGUUCACAGUAGACUAUGAGUGUCGCCCAGGAUACAGGCUUAUUGUUCCUCUUGUUCGUCCCACCACUUCUGUUUGUCAGCCUGAUGGCACAUGGGCACCUCCUCUCCGGGAGGCUUGUACAAUAAAGGCAUGUCCACAGAUGCAAGAACCCCAAAAUGGCAAACUAACCUACAUUGGUGGAGCUUCCAGUCUUGGCUCACAAGCUCAGUUUGUUUGUAAUAAGGGUUAUUAUUUAGUUGGAACAAAAAUUCUAAAAUGUGAACUCUCUGGAAAUGAUGUGACAUGGAGUGGUGAUCCACCAAGUUGUGAAAAGAUUUUGUGUAAACCACCUCAAAAAAUACCCAAUGGAGAAUUCACCAAUAGCCACAAGGAUACAUUUGAAUAUAAUGAAGUAGUCACUUACACGUGUAAGCCUUUGAAUAGAACAGAUCAAUAUUCACUGGUUGGAGAGAGCAGACUUAUUUGUUCUGGGCUUAACCGAUGGAGUAGUGACCCUCCUGAGUGUAAAGUGGUUAAAUGUGAAUACCCAGUACUGAAGAAUGGGAAAUUAGUGUCUGGAUUUGGAAAAACAUUUCUGUUCAAAGCAAAGGUUACUUUUGAAUGCCUGAAUGGAUUUUACCUUGAAGGCAGCAGCACUAUUGUCUGUGGAGCUGACAGUACUUGGGGCCCUAAGAUCCCAAAAUGUAUUAAAGGAGAUAAACCAUCAAGUAGUGCUGAUGACUUAGAUGGAGGACUCAUUGCUGUGAUUGUUCUGACUGUAUUUGGCGUUGCAGUGGUUGGCACCUGUGUCUAAAUGUCGUCACAUCAGGGAGAGUAAAUUAAACAUGUUUCUUGAACCUGU